Messenger RNA from Nicrophorus vespilloides, 1597 nucleotides. RefSeq names its product potassium channel subfamily K member 18 (gene sand). The transcript is spliced from 8 exons. Gene Ontology annotation, molecular function: potassium ion leak channel activity. The record is from RefSeq and is a predicted model, not a curated record. NCBI's taxonomy places the organism in Eukaryota, Metazoa, Arthropoda, Insecta, Coleoptera, Silphidae. The coding region runs from base 399 to 1517 and encodes 372 amino acids. Gene Ontology annotation, biological process: stabilization of membrane potential; potassium ion transmembrane transport. Gene Ontology annotation, cellular component: membrane.
CAAUCAGUCUAAUUUUAAACGGCGUCGGAGCCACGGACCUCUCUCUUUGCCUACACCUCGAGAAAGACCGUACAAAGUGCUACAAAAAAAAUCAUCUAUCAUCCCUUCAAAAAAAAAAAGACCAAGGGAUUUUCGCGUAAAAAACAAAGAGACUGUCCGUUCUUGAAAUCCAGUGAGUUUUUUGUUUCAUCAAAUAUGUGGAUUUACUGGUCCUUCGAUCGUGAGUCUCGCACGGAUCGGAUUUUCCUUUAGGGAAACCUCUGACAAGGUGACAAAAAUGAAGAAGGCGAUAAGGAGGUACCGUUACAAGUUCGACAAGAGGGUAACGGAGCCCCAGAGGUCUGCAAUGUCCUAGAGACGGGUGGUGGACGGGUGAAGGGCGGAAGGAUUCGGCGGCGAUGGAGCGGCAGCGGUCCCUGCGGAGGCGGCGGCGCGCCGAGCGGCCCCUCGCGCAGAAGAUCAAGGACUGCAUCCGCAACUUCAUCGCAUUCAUGUUCAGCAAUGUCGGAAUCAUUGGACUUGUGGUUGGUUAUGCUAUAGCUGGUGCCUUUAUAUUCAUGGAGAUCGAGGGUAGCGCUGAGAAACCGCACACCACGAACAUAGCGAAAAACCGUGAACAGACGGCCGCGAGUUUCUGGAAUCUGACGUACACCACGAACGUGCUAGACAAGGAGACGUGGAUGAGGAACGUGUCGCAAAUCCUUCUGGAUUACCAGAGUUUCGCAGUGGAUGCUAUAAGGGAUGGAUACGACGGAACGGACGACACGGAUUAUUCCAAGCAGUGGAGCUUUUCCGGUGCAUUCCUCUAUUCCCUCACGGUUAUCACCACCAUCGGUUAUGGGAAUAUAGUUCCGAGGACGGCGUGGGGUAAAGUGGCUACGAUAGUAUACGCGAUCAUCGGGAUGCCGCUCUUCCUCUUGUACCUGUCCAAUAUAGGUGACAUAAUGGCGAGAUCCUUCAAAUGGAUCUACGCAACUUGUUACCUGUGCAAGGGAUGUCCGGGCGUGAGCAGAAGGAGAGCUGAGCGACGAAGGCGGCGCGCCGAAGAGAUCGAGAUGGAGUACGGCCUUGGAGGUGUCCCGGAUUGGCAGCUUUCCGAUGAGCAUCCGGUUUCCGAUGGUAGCGAUGAUGAUGCGGUCACGGAUAUUUCGGAGGAGUCCUUCGAUGCUCAGACCAUCACAGUUCCGGUUACCAUAUGUUUGACGAUGAUGGUCGGGUACAUCGUUGGUGGUGCGAUGCUCUUUGCCAAAUAUGAAAGCUGGGAUUUGCUGAACGGCUCCUACUUCUGUUUCAUUUCCCUCAGCACCAUCGGCUUCGGUGAUUUAGUUCCUGGCGACAAGAUUUACUCCUCCGGCGAAGGAUUCGACAUCGAGCUCAGCUUCAUAUUUUGCUCCAUGUACCUUAUGCUAGGAAUGGCCUUAAUCGCUAUGUGUUUCAAUCUCAUGCAGGAGGAAGUUAUACAUAAAUUCCGAACAACGGUGAGCACGUUGAAAUACAUUUGUCGCUGCAACAGAUGACGACGGGAUCAAUCAAUCAAUCGAUGAAGAUUACUAAAUAAAAGUUACGCAAUUUGAAUGAUGAAAGAGUAGAAAAAAAA